Messenger RNA from Papaver somniferum (opium poppy), 513 nucleotides. RefSeq names its product putative F-box protein At1g47300. The record is from RefSeq and is a predicted model, not a curated record. Lineage: Eukaryota; Viridiplantae; Streptophyta; Magnoliopsida; Ranunculales; Papaveraceae. The transcript has a single exon. Gene Ontology annotation, molecular function: protein binding. The coding region runs from base 1 to 513 and encodes 170 amino acids.
AUGGUUUCUUCAACUAAGUUAACAGAUGAUAUCCUGAUUGAGAUCUUCGCUUAUCUUCCUCUGGGUUCAAUUUACAGAUUUAGAUCAGUCUCGAAGGUAUGGUUAUCUAACCUCUCACACCCUAAUUUCAUUACUAAAUGGUUCAAGAUUAACAGCAGAUCACUCCCAUGGAUGCUAUAUUAUGCAAUGGUUGAUUACAGUACUGACGGAAACCCUUUGAGAUUUAAGAUGGCAUAUCCUGAUUUACAUUCAGAAUUUCUGUCUAGAAAUGAACGUUUGUUCUCUUUUAAGUUUCUUUUGAAUCAGAUUCAAUUUGAAGAUUCUAAAUUAUACCUGCUAGGAUCUAGUAGUGGUUUGGUACUUUCUUAUUCAUUUGGUUCAGAUAAUCGGACUAGGUACCAUGUUUGUAACCCACUUACUCAGAAAUGGGUUUCUCUUCCUUCACCACCUCGAUCUCAGGCUAGUCAUCUUGAUGUUAAUGGUAUAUUCAUCAUCCCUGGCAAGUUGUUAUAA